This is a messenger RNA of Pimephales promelas (fathead minnow), 1364 nucleotides long. RefSeq names its product deoxyguanosine kinase (gene dguok). NCBI's taxonomy places the organism in Eukaryota, Metazoa, Chordata, Actinopteri, Cypriniformes, Leuciscidae. The record is from RefSeq and is a predicted model, not a curated record. Gene Ontology annotation, biological process: nucleobase-containing compound metabolic process. Gene Ontology annotation, cellular component: mitochondrion; cytoplasm. Gene Ontology annotation, molecular function: ATP binding; deoxyguanosine kinase activity.
UUGCUAAGUUAGUGGGCGCCAAUAAAAUGGUCAAAACGGUCUUGCAUAUGAAUGAUGUAAAUGUUAUUUUUCUGUAAUAUGUUAGGGAUGAGUGUGAGGAAGACAAUACGUCUUUUCUCGAGCUCUUCUCUUCAUCGCUUGACGUGCAAACAAAUGAGAACAAGCGGUCAAAUAAAGAGGGUCUCGAUCGAAGGAAACAUUGCGGUCGGAAAGUCAACAUUUGCCAGGCUGUUGCAGAAAACAGAACAGGACUGGGAAGUGAUAGCAGAGCCCAUCAGCAAAUGGCAAAAUGUGGACCAAACCGACCAGCAGACCGAACACUGUCCUCCACAGCCAACCAGUAACCUGUUACAGAUGAUGUAUCAUGAUCCGAAGCGCUGGUCCUACACGUUCCAGACCUUCUCCUGCAUGAGUCGCAUGCGCUCGCAUCUUCAGCCGCUGUCUGCCGGAUCACGUCAGUCCUCGGGCUCGCCGGUGCGCGUGUACGAGCGCUCGGUCUACAGUGACAGGUACAUCUUUGCUUUGAAUAUGUUUGAGCUGGGCUGUAUAAACUCAACAGAGUGGGCUGUGUAUCAAGAUUGGCACUCGUUUCUGGUGGAGCAGUUUGGUCAUCGAGUUCAACUGGAAGGCAUCAUAUAUCUCCGAGCAUCUCCACAGACCUGCAUGGAGAGGCUAGGCAGAAGAGGUCGAGUGGAGGAACAGGGAAUUCAGCUCGACUACCUCCAGAAACUGCACACGCGACACGAAGACUGGCUCCUCCACAAGACCACGAGGGUUCAUUUCGAGCACCUGGCGAAGGUGCCUGUGCUGGUUAUAGAUGCGGAAGUGGAGUUCGAGAAGGACCCGAAGGUACAGGACGAUCUCUUAACAAAGAUUAGACAUUUUUUCAGUGAUUUAUAAACGGCAUCGUGGGACCGAAGCCAACUGAAUGCAGAAGAUCUUCAUCUCUAAUGUGGUUUUCUCAAUGUUUACAAAGAUAAAGUUGAUUGGUUGAUGUUGGCACAGAAAUAACACAUGACCAAUAAUGGCUCACUUUAGCAGGAAGCCAAUCCGUAAUGCGUCAAGAUGUUCUGCAUUGUUGUUAGGAAACUGUACUGUGACGUAUAUAUGUUAUGUUUUAUAACCUAUAACCAGACCUAACUUCUAUAAGUGGGAUAUUUCUUGUGUUGUUGUUUUUAAUUCUUAACUUAUUUCAGUAAACCUACAUACCUUAAAAGUGUUUGAAUCAAGUGGAUUUCACUUCAUUUCUGACGUGUGUGAAAGAUAUGAAUGUGCCGCGUUGAUAAGUAGACUUUGUAAAAAACAUUUAUUUAUUGUGUGAGCUUCAAUACCAAAACAUGUUCAAAUAAAUUGUUUUUCUUCAA